Messenger RNA from Frieseomelitta varia, 3335 nucleotides. It is a transcript of the gene Daxx, whose product is annotated as protein PFC0760c-like. Lineage: Eukaryota; Metazoa; Arthropoda; Insecta; Hymenoptera; Apidae. The coding region runs from base 511 to 3165 and encodes 884 amino acids. The transcript has 4 exons. The record is from RefSeq and is a predicted model, not a curated record. Gene Ontology annotation, molecular function: histone binding.
UUUUUCUCAUCUAUUGUUUUGAUACAUUUUUUUGGAAUCUAACUUAAAGUUGCGUAAUUAAGGUGGUGCAUGAUAUAAAAAAAAGUGAAAAGUCCUGAAAAAGUGAAAAACUUCUUAUAAACAAUGUUUGAGAAUUUACUUGUUUCUAUAAAUAUUUGGAAUUUCUUUGUGUCGCGUUGAUUUUUUGAAAACAGAGAUUUUCAUGAAAACAUACUGUUUGGAAACGAUAUAUUUGUAUAUUUGCAGUUCCUUUCUAUUAAAUUUGCAGUUCCUUUCUAUCAAAUUUGCUUAUACCGCUAAGUCGGAAUGAAAAUAAAGUGAUACAGUGAACUGAAUAAAAACGUGUUCUUUAAACUUUAAACGCUAGUAGCGUACACACAAUGAGAAGCUUUCGACGCAAUUAUAAUAUAAUUAAUCAUUAGUUUAUCAUUUUCUAAUUGCUGGAUGGAGUAAGUGAUGGAUAGUAUACAUUGGAAUAUUACAAUCUAAUUUUUUCACAGAGCAACAAAUAUGGACAGUAAUAACGAUGAAAUCAUUUGUAUUUCAUCAGACGAUGAUGAAGAUACAAGAAAGGUUUUAUUAUUUAAAAACAAUACUGUUACCAAGCAAGAGCCAGUUAUUAACCUAUUGAAGGAUAAUUGCAAUUCCCCAUCUAAUUCUCUAUUAAGUAGCACAAAACUGGAAAUUUCUUUGAAUGAUAAUAAAAAAGUAAAAGGAUGUGUACCUAAAAGAAAAGCAUCUGAAAUAAUUGACGAUGAUGAUUCUUACGUUGAAAGAAACUUUAAACUUGCGUGUAAACAAGGAGAUAGUGUUAAAGCAUAUAAUUUGAAGGAAGAAACAAAAAAGGAAGGAAUGAAAGAUAAAACAUUGUUGAGACCAAAGUUGAUUGUGAAAGAGAAGAGAACUAUUUCUUCUGUGGAGCAGGAUAUAUUCCCUAUGUUUAUUAGUUUAUGUUUGCAGAAAGAUCGUUCCGACGACAUGAAAAAGAUCGUUAAUAAAUUAAAAAGACGUUAUGAACAGUUAGAUCCUUCGUAUGCUAAUUCUGAAGCUUUCAUUGAUUUUUUAAAUAAAAAAAGAAAUGAAAUAAUGGAGAGUAAUUGUAAACUUUACACAUAUAUAAAUGAAGUAAUGAAUGAAAUGAAAAAUAGCUCUAAAGGAAAGUGGACGUUAUCAUCAAAUAGCAAAAGUUAUUUUUCUGGUGGAAACAAAUUAAAUAAAAAUAAUAAUUCAAAUAUAUCUACUGCAAUGUGUUCAAAUAUGUCACACACAAGUAAUAGCAUAAUUAAUGAUAAUGAAAUAGCGUUAACUAAUAUAAAUGAUGAAGAAGAACAAGAAAAGGAACUUGCUGUACAAAAGAAAAUUGGUAAAAUACUAAAAGCAAUGAAAAAGUGUGAGAAGAUUAUAAAAAAACUGGAAGAAUUGGAAAUAGAUUUUGAUGAUGAAAAUAAUAGUAGUUAUAUCAAAUUAGAAAAAUAUAAAUAUCGAAUGGUGGAAUUGUAUAAUAAAUAUUGUGAAUACUCUGGUGAAAAUACUGAUGCAGGACGUCAAUAUCUACGACCAAAACAUUUCAGUACAACUGGAAUUGUUUCUGUAGAUCAUGCUAUUACAAGUUUUAUUAAUUCUAAAAUAUUGAAAAGGAAUAAAUUGAAAAAAGUUGGUGAUUUUACAAAAGCAUUAAUCUUUCCAGAUUACAAUGACAUUUUAAAAUGUGUUACAAAAUGUGAUGAAUUGCAUAAUUUAGGUUUGACUGAAAGAACAAGACAAGAUAUUGCAAAAAAAGCAUUCACCGGUUUAGGAGAGUAUCUGCAAAGGUGUCGACGCAAUGAUUAUUGGGACACAUUUUCCUUAUUUCUUGAAGGUAAAGAAGAUGAUCCUGCAUUGAAGGAUACAGAAUUAGCCGAAAAAUUGAUACAAAACAAGAAGACGGGUGAGACUAAAUUGUUAAGUAUAUUUGAAGAGUAUACAAAGAAGCAAGAACAAAUGAAAGACAUUAAAAGAUCAUUAAUAGAAAAUGAAGAUGAUGAUGAGGAUAGUGCAGAGAAUAAUGAUGAUGAUGAAGAAGAUGAUAAUGAUAAUAAUGAGAUUGAUAAUGAUGUUAGUGACAUUGAUAUAAAUCUGGAUACAGAUAACAAUAAAAGUAGUUCAUCUGAAAAUGAAAAUAGUAUAGAUGAGAUUGAAAUAGUUAAAAAUAAAACAAAUAUAAGAGCCAAGUCUACAGAAAAAGCUCAUUCUGAUAUAGAAAUGGGAGAAAUAUGUCAACAGAAUAUUAGUGAUAGAUUAAGAGGUUAUGAAUAUGAUAACUUAACAUCAGAGAAAGUUAGCAAUGUGAAUACAUCCAAUUGUAAAAAUAAUUUUAAAUUAAAGCCAAUGAUAGAAAGUGACACAAUAUCAGCGCCAGAUCUAGUGAAACAUUUAAAUACCACAUCUAAUAUAUCACUAUCAAUUACAGCAAAUAAUAAAAUCAUUAUUGAUAAAACAAAAGAAAAUGAUCCUAAUACAGUAAGUGAAGAUUUAAUGGAUGAAAAGUCAUUAGAAGAUAAGGAAGAAGAUACAGAAGAAAAGCCAUUGUUACGAGUACGCUCUUUUGCCAAACCUCCAAUCACAUGGAAAGAUGGACAAGAAAAGAUAGACGAGUGUAAUAAAAAUGAAAAUACAGUAAAGAUAUCAACCACUAAGGAUACCGUAGACCUUACAGAAGAUAUUACACAAGAAAAUUCGGUUCGUCAACGUGCAACUAUUCAGGUAAUUCCUCUAGUAAAAGGUAGCUGUAAAACAUUUGUAAUACCAACAGGUAAAAGUAUAAUUAAUGUAAAAAAUAUUACAAAUACUUAUGUGAGCUUCAAUCCGAAGAAUACAGAGUCAAAUGCAAUUAAAUUAGGAAGCAGUCAGAUCAUUUCUCCGUUACGAGUAAUAGAUAAAAAUACAAAAUUUAUUGCUAUAAAUAAUAUAUCAUCGAAUUUACCCGCUAAUCAGGGAACAAAUACUAAUACAAAUACAAAAUUCAGAAACGAAACAAAUACUAAUCAAAUACAAAAUUCAGAAACGAAACAAAAAAGCACAAAUUCUGUGCUUCAAUCUAAUCAAAUGGUAGUAUUACCCAUGAAACAAAAGGAAAAUACGUCGCAAUCUCCAAAGACGAAUUCAUCAUCGUCAGAAUCUAAAUGACUAGUUAAAGCAAUUCGACGUGAUCACUGUUAUGCAAAAUUAACAAAUGACAGGUGACAAAUAGAUUACAUUAAAUAAACGUAAUAAUUUUUUUACGAACGAUUUGUAAUUAGCAACAUUGUAUCGGUAUAUUGAUAUAUGAUAUUAAAUAAAUUUUUUACGAAUAUUAA